This is a messenger RNA of Aplosporella prunicola CBS 121167, 7188 nucleotides long. RefSeq lists its product as uncharacterized. The transcript is spliced from 2 exons. The record is from RefSeq and is a predicted model, not a curated record. Bases 1 to 7188 code for a protein of 2395 amino acids. Lineage: Eukaryota; Fungi; Ascomycota; Dothideomycetes; Botryosphaeriales; Aplosporellaceae.
AUGUCUUCCAGCAGGCGCGGCAGCACCUACGACGGCCAUGACAUGCUUGUCAAGCACCAGAAUUCCUUCUCGUCCGAUGGCAGCAGGCUAAACAUUCCCAUGUGGGACAGCUCAGAUCCGGAACGUGCGCCUCCACCUCUUCCUCUGCACCCCGGCUCUCCCCUCACCACUCGCCCAAACACUUCGGCCGCCAUUGCCUCUGCCGCAAAGGCCCUUGAGGAGAAGGCUCGCGAAAAUGAUCCUGCUUACACCGUCAACCCCAUGCCGCCCAAGUCGCCCGAGAGGUCGCUCAUCAAGGGCGCCGCUCACAAGCGCAUGCAGUCUCUGCAGGACACCAGCAUGCGCGACUUCAGAAGCAUACUCCACUCCACCAGGUCGCCGGACAGGUCUCCGGAGAGGCCGGGCAGUCGGAAGAGCGCGCCUAGUCCUAGCCCUGCUCGGGAUCACGACACGGACUCCCCUCCUAUCUCUCCGGACAAGACGCCGUCUCGCGUCUCCUUGAACCCCGAACUCCUCAAGGAUACACCGAGUCUGCGCCCGACUUCCAGCAGGUCCCAGCACAAGGGUAUCUGGGCGGGUGAGAACACGCCCCCGUCGGCUACCAUGCUGGCGCUGCAGGCAAUGCCUGUUCGGGAUCACUUGGAGCCUCCACCUCCGCUCAACAUCCCUAACAGUCCUCGCAGCCCUCGUAGCCCUCGCCCAAGCUCUCGCCCUCGUACUCCCAGUUCUCUACCGUCUCGUGACGCCCGUGACAACGAUGGCAUGUCAGCCCAAAUUAGGGAGAUUGCCACCAUUGCCGCAAACUUGCAGCGUGAGAUGACGAACUUGAGCCGACGAAGCAAAGACAAUGCCGCGGACCUCAUCAACCUCAAGGAAGCGACCAAUGCACGCGACGAGGAUAUCCGGAAGAGUCUGAAAGAGCUUGUCAGCAAUAUCGGUAACCAGCCGUCUUUCCCCCCUCCGAACCCACCCUUUGCGCAUUCGCGUUCCAACAGCUUCACCGCCCCUGGCACGCCGCCCACGACGAACAAGACGUUUUCGCUUCCUAGAAUCAGUUCGCCAUUUUUUGAUGAAAGAGUUGGCAGUCCUAGCCCAUAUUCCAUCGAGGGAGCCGCUAGCGUGGCAAUGUUGGAAAAGAUCAUCCGGGAGAUGGUCACCAAGGAGGGUCAAGACCGCUUAGUCAACACACUUAAUGGCCUCUUCGAGAAGGCCAACCAUGACUCCACCGAGGCUGCGAAGAAGGUCGGCGAGCUGGUCGAAUUCAUCAAACAGGGUGGUUCAGAGAGCCGGGCUCUCAUCACUCAUGGCGGCGAUGAUUCGAAGAGCGAGCGUAAUGGCUCAGAUUCAGCAGGUGCGGUUGCUAGGGCGACAAGGGAUAUCAACGCCGCGCUAGGAUUGGGCAACGACGCUAAUACGUCAAAACCGUAUGCUGGUUCGAAGGCCACAGAGGCCGCCACCGCCGACUUGCUCAAACUGCUCAAGGAGAUCCAGCACAGCUUAUCCGGUAACAGCGGUAUGACUGCCGAAGUCAAGGCUGGCGUUCGGGAUAUACGUGGCCAAGUAAUGGGCAUGGGCCGGGAUAUCGCUCGCAGGUUCGACGAUUUAACGCCCAACAGCAGUGGUGCGCUUGCCUUGACGGAUGGAAAACGGAAGGAGGAUAUUGCUCGCAUCGUACGGGAGGGCCUUGCGGAGCUUCACGAUCACAUGGACAAUGCUCUGCAGCAGAAUGCCAUGGUACCGCACCAACCCACGGAUAACCAGGAGAUCUACAGGAUUGUCAAGCAUGCUCUUACUGAACAUGGUUUGAACAAUCCUCCGCCUGCGACGGAAGUUUCCAUCGACAAAGAUGAUCUCACGGCUGCGGUUAGGGAAGCAUACGAAGUGGUCAAGCCCCAAGGACAGCUCCAGCAGCUUGGUCUCGAACGAGAUGAGAUUCUUGAUUGUUUAAGGGAAGGAUUCGAGCAACACCGCGCCCUGGUGCCUGCAUCACAGACCAGCAAUAUCAGCCGCGAGGAUAUUAUGGACGCCAUGGCCGAUGCUAUGCAGCACUUCAACCCUCCGCAAUUGCAGAGCCAGGCCUAUGAGAUCCGGGAGGAGGUUCUUCGUGCUGUCAAAGAAUGCUUGGAUGAAUUCAGGCCUUCGAUGCAGGUUGCUCUUGCCUCACAGUCGCGGGAUCCUGGUGUCACCCGUCACGAUGUCCUGGACGCAGUCAGGGAGGGCCUCGAAACUCAUGGACUGAACUUCAGCCCCGAACUCGAGAUUUCUCAGGAGGAUCUGUCCAAUGCUAUGAAGGCGACAUUUGAAGAGGGACCAUUCGGAGGAUAUAGCGAGCAAGUGCUUAACAGGCUUCAGCAGCUUGUCAACGACAUGCGCGGCGAGUUCAAGGCAUACUCUUCUGCCAACGGUCGUGACACGGAGCAGGUACUCGACGCAAUGAAGGAUGGUCUCGAGGCUCUCCGCAACGAGAUCGAGUCAUACGUUGAUCGCGCUCAGGAUGUCACUGGCAAGGACGAAAUCGUCGACACUGUCAAGAGCGGCCUUGAGGCUCUUCGCAUCGAUGUUGCGGCUUAUGUCGCUGCAGGCCCCCAGGGGGACCAAGCACUGAACAGAUCUGAGAUGCUUGACUACAUCAGGGCUGAGUUUGAGCAUUUGCAGGAGUCGAUGGCCACUCAGAUGAUACCCUCGGCAAACGGCGACAAGCAGGAGAUUCUCCAGGCCCUUGCUGCUGGUUUGGACAACCUUAAGACCGAAAUCGGCAACCGCAGCCAGGAGGAGCCCUUGAACGAGGAAAUGCAAGAGGCCAUGAAGGCUGAGUUUGAUGCGGUCCGCGAUGCUAUCCUGAGCGGAAGCGCUUCCUACAGGGACGAAAUUAUGGAUACCAUCCAUGACAGCCUCGACAACCUGCACGACAAGCUGGAAGCGAAGUUGAGUGCCGAGCAGCAACCUUCACAGUCAAGUGAGGACUUCAUUGCCAGGAUGACGGAUGAGUUUGACCAUCUUCGGGAAACUCUGGCCACUAUGCUUGUCAAGACCGGCGGCGCGGAGGACAAGAACGAUAUCAUUGAUGCCAUCCGCGAGCAUACCGACGGACUGCGUACUCAAAUGGCCGCAAGCCAGGGCGAGUCCUCUGAAAGGGCGCUUGAGGCUGUUAAAGGAGAGAUCGAGCAGCUCCGGGUCACGCUCGGUGGCACACUUGUCAAGAGCGGUACUUUCGAGGAAAAGGAAGAGAUUCUGGAGGCUCUCCGGAUCGGUCUCGAAAGCAUCAAGGAGUCUCAAGCCCAAAACGCCAGGGGCGACAUCAAUGCCGAGGUCAUCGAAGCCAUCCAGGUUGAGCUCGAAAUCAUGCGCAAGACCAUUGCAGGCAACAUGGCAUCCCGCGCUGAUACUGAAGAGAUUCUCGAGACUGUCCGUCUUGGCUUGGACGAUCUCCAGUCGCACAUGGACAAGAAGAUUGAGAAUCCUGAGUCUCAAAUGAGAGCGACUGGUGAGAUUUUAGAUGCCUUGAACGACGCUGUUGAUGGCCUCAGAACCGACAUCGGCAAGUUUGGCGACAAGCCUGUACAGAUGGACAUGAGCGUCAACUACGAAAUUCUGGACACUCUCAAAGAAGGCAUCCAGAGCAUCCACACGGAAAUCACCCGCCUCAAGGGCGAUAAGCAGGCUACUGUCGAGGACGAGACCUCAACGACCGCUGGCAAUGAGAUUGUGCUUGCAGAAGACCCGGAAACCGCAGUCGCUCGGGAAGCUCCUGUGAUGGAGGAAGUCUCGAGAGCCAUCAACCGCGAGGACAUGGACAAGCUGGAGGUUAUUCUCAACCAGCUGCACCUCAAGGUCGAGUCAAUGGACGCCAACAUGCAGAAGCCUGCGCCUGAGCCUGCUCCCGCGCCUGCCCCUCUAAACGAGCCCGCACCCGGUGUUGCCUUGAAGGCAGAUCUCGCUGCUGUUGAGGAGCUUCUCAAGGAUGUCCAGGCUGCGGUCAAUCUCCUUUCGGAGGACAAGCACAAGGACACCGCUUUCAUUGAUGGUGUGGCCAAGAAGGAGGAUACGGAUGCCAUUGAAACCCUGCUCCAGAACACUAAGGCCAAGUUGGACGACUUGAUCCUCCCGGACCCCGAAACUUCGGUCAAGAAGGAGCAUCUGGAGAUUGUCGAGGCUAUGGUGUUGGGCACCAGCGAGGCCAUUGAUAAGCUUUCGGAUAAGAUCGAUGGUGAGGCUGUCGCCUCCAAGGGCGACAUCGCCCUCGUCGAAGUGCUUGUGACGGAUCUCAAGACCGCUGUAGACGAUCUCAGGAUCCUUCAACCCUCUGAGGAAGAGCAGGCGAAGAAGGCUACAAAGGAAGACCUUGACGGCAUUGCGCUUCUCAUCACCGAUGUUAAAGACAAGUUUGCCUCUCUUCCGGAGGCUGAAACUGUCCCUUCCAAGGCCGAGAUCGAACAGGUCGUUGGCCUUCUUAACGAUUUCCGCGACAGCCACGAGAAGCUGAAGGAAAACUAUGAGAACGACAUUAGUGUCACUGCGAAGGCUUUCGAUGACCGCAAGAUGGAGGCUGAGACGAUCAUCAGCAACAUCGGUGAUGUCAAGAUGUUCUUGGGCGAGGUCAAAGAUGAGAUCCACGCUAAGCUUCAAGAAGGGGGCGAAGGUGUCACUGGUCUCAAGGAGACUGUCACUGGUCUCGAAGAAGCUCUCAAGGGAGACUUCAACGUCACCGAGGAUGUCAAGCAACUCCUGGAAACCGUAAAGGCCGAGUUUGAGCGCGCGCAUGGCUCCAUCGAAGAUAUCAAGACCGAUGCGGGCGAGAAGGCUCAGGCGAACCUGCAAAAGCAUGACGAAGUCAAGGAAGUCAUUGUUGGCGGUAUGGCCGAGAAGCUCGAUGAGAAGUUUGCCGAAAUGAUGACCAAGUACGACGACAUGCUGGUGCUCACGGAGGCUCAAGCGCAAAAGGUCGACGACAAGACUGCACAGCAGGAGGAGAUGAUGGCUAGCACCAAGGCUACGGCUGAGGAGCUGAAGGCCGCGGUCGACACGCUUGGAACUUCAAUCACUGGCAUGCAGGCCGCCUUCAACGAGACUGGCGAGAAGAUGAGCGGCGACUCAUCGAACGUCACCACGAAGGUGGAGGAAGCUGUCACCAAGAUGGACACCAAUCAUGAAGCCGACAAGGCUGAGCACCAGCUGACUCGCGACGAAGUUGCCAAGGUUGUCACGGCUCUCACGUCUGUGCAGGAAGAUCUUACCGAGAACCAUCCCAAGUUCAUGGUUACACUUCAGGAAGUGCUUGCGCUUGUCAACCAGCAUUAUGAUCAUCAAAGGGCAACGCAGGAGGCCGCCCACGAACAGCAGCGCAUUGCGGCUGAAGAGUCAAAGUCUAGAGCGGAGGAGUUCAGAGAGAGCUUUUUCACUAAAUUGCCCGCUCUGCUCCCAGCGCCUCCGGAGCCGACCGAGAAGUACGACGAUACCCAGGUACACGAGAAACUUGACAAUCUGCUGGACCAGGCUGCGGAUGCUUCGAAGUCUGCUGAGCAGCUUGAGCGUUUGGACGAGAUCCACAAGCAGGUCAUGAACACUGCUGCGGAGGUCACUCAGUUCGUGCAGACUCAGACUAGGCUUAUCACUGAGGGCCAUGAGAACAGGGAGAAGGAGGCAGAGGAAGUCGCUCUGCUGCUUGAGCGCCGCACUGUUCAGAAGGAGCAGAUCGAGCAAGACAUCCACAACCUCAACGACGAAAAGGACCAGCUUCGCCAAAUUGUUGAGAGCCUCCGUCAUGAGAAGGAGUCUCUGCAAGCUCAGAAGUCCAAGCUCAAUGCAGAUGUCUCUGCGCUGGAGAUGGCUCUUAACAUCCGUCGCGAGGAGCUCCACCACAUGGACGCCAAGGCCGACGCUCUGGAGCGCCGUAUCCUGAAUGGCAUCAUGGACCACUCCCGAGCAUUGCUGAUGACCAAGGGCAUCAAGGCACCUUUGCCUGGUGAAACGGUGCCCCGUCCUCCACCACCUCCUAGCACGGUCGCCAAGGGCGUGUCUAUGGCUCUUAACCCUCGCCAAACCCCUCGCCGCAAAUCCACCCAGAAGCAAGCUAACCCUGCCAACCGCCGCAUCCUGUCCCUCAGCCAGAUCAACGGCAACGCUUCUCCGGUCGACAAGGGCCUCAAUAGCACCCCUAACACGGGUCUUAAGCGCAGCCAUUCUGUCAAAACGCAACCUGGCUACCGGAAGGCCUCCUGGAGUACUGCCAAGCGGGUCGCGAGCGACGCGAACAAGGAAAACGAGACGUUGAACGAGGAGCGGGAGAGUGAGGAUGAAGACGAGCUCGAUCCGUCAGAGCUGGGACCCUCGGAGGUGGAGCCUUCGGAGACGGAGCAAGACGUCCACAGUGAGACAGGCACGGAGCGGCGCCGCAGCUACGGCAGCCUGUCGCGUGGCGCCACCGAGGACCCGAGCAUGUACAACGACAGCCUUGUCACGACGCCCAGCACGGAGCGACGCACGAGCUAUGGAGCCGGCUCUGAGUACACGUACGACACGGGCAGCUAUCUGACAGGCAGCGAUGUCACGGGCAGCUACUUGAAUGGCAGCGACGCGGGAUCGACAGUCCAUACGAGUAUUGAGACGGGCACGGGCAUUGAUGAGGACCACGGCGAGUACUACGCCAGUGACGAGGACGACGACAGCCACUACGAAGACGACGAAGGUGAACUCACGGAGGUGCCGCGCGAGCAUGAACACGAGCACGAGGAUGGCCAUGGCUCCGACGCCGAGGGGUCUUCGGUGACGGGUUCGGCGCUGACGCAACGCUCUGGUGGUUCUGCAAGCUCCGCUAGCUCGGAAGAAGUAGAAAAUGAAGAAGAGGAGCAUGUCUCGCGCCGGGACUCUCUGCAGGACCCGGAUUCGCCCGAGAGUAAGAAGCCAGAGCCCGCUCCCGCCGCCGAAGAGCCUGCUACCACUGCAACUACUCCUACCCAAGAACCCGAGUCCCCGCCUCAAGAAGUCGCUUCCACAACUGCGCCCGCUGCUGCGACGACCGAAGCGGCAAUGGUAGGCAAGAAGCCGCCGGCUGCUACAGCGCGUACGCCCGCGGCGAGCGAUAGCGGUUUAGGCUCUGAUUUGCCGACGGCGGGGUUGGAGGGGGACCAGGUGGAUUAUUUUAGGAGAGCGGCGGAGGAAGAAGCGAGUCAGGUUUCGGGGGUGCAUUGA